Molecule: messenger RNA, 869 nt
Organism: Rhinopithecus roxellana (golden snub-nosed monkey)
Lineage: Eukaryota; Metazoa; Chordata; Mammalia; Primates; Cercopithecidae
Exons: 3
Coding region: 196-522 (108 amino acids)
Source: RefSeq, a predicted model, not a curated record
CGGUUUACAGCCGCGGAAAAUAAACUCGGACCAGAUCGGGGCGGGGAAUGGGGGCUGGGCGGCCAAAUUCAGUCCCGGGAAUCAAAGCGGCUGCUUUAAUAGAGGUGGGGGCUGCAUAACAACAGCUCCAGGCAAAGCUUCGGGCUAAGCUGAAGGAUGAGGAAGCAGAAAAGAAACUAAAGACAGAGGGACAGGAUGCCUGGGGACGACAGGGACCCAGUGAAAAUGCAGGCAAUACCGAGGGCUGUAGCCCUAACACGAGCAAAUUUGGAGGGGCUAACGUGGGCGGAAACCGUCCGUACCAGGUACCACCACUGUCCCCAGUUGUCCCAGAACCAGACUCUUCCUGCCGUUAAAAUGGCGGCGGCGACUGCAGCUGUGGUAGCGCCUACGCUGGCGGUGACCAGGCAGAAGAAGUUGCUUCUGAGCGCGUCGAUGCGAAGGAUAGCCGAACCGAUGAUGCGCACGCGCAAAGUAGGCCUACGUGGACCCGACCUGUCACUGGGGCACCUGAUGGAAUAAAUUGUUGUGAGAGGGAGUAUUGAGAAAUACUUCUCCCCUGGACCUUGUUCCCAGGCUCCGUCUGAAGCUGAACACUCUGCAUGAUCUCCCUGCCACCGCAGCAAGCUAUGAAGUUCAUUACACAUGCAGGUAGCAGACAGUACAGCUCUGCUUCCCUUUCUGAGCACCUAGGGUAGCCUGCAAUUAUUCAGUGUGCCAGCCUGUUUCCAAGCCUACAAUGUAUAGUCCCUCUAGUACAUACUCAUUUUUUUUUCUCAGAGAGCCAAGUAGAGACAUAGGCAGUUUUCUUCUCAAAAUGUGCCAGAAAUUCCAAAACAAUCUCAAGGCAUUAAAGGCUAUGUGCAGAA